Silurus meridionalis is the source of this 795-nucleotide messenger RNA. RefSeq names its product general transcription factor IIIC, polypeptide 6, alpha (gene gtf3c6). Gene Ontology annotation, cellular component: transcription factor TFIIIC complex. Bases 74 to 610 code for a protein of 178 amino acids. The record is from RefSeq and is a predicted model, not a curated record. Lineage: Eukaryota; Metazoa; Chordata; Actinopteri; Siluriformes; Siluridae. The transcript has a single exon. Gene Ontology annotation, biological process: transcription by RNA polymerase III.
GGGAGAAACAAAAAGCGAGGUGGGAAAUUGGACAGAGAGCGCGGCAUGUAUAGUGUGUGAGCGGAGCUGAGAGAUGGAGGAUGAGUGGGAUGAAGAGGAGCAGCUGGUGGUGGCUGAGCUGUCUGGAGUGAUCGACUCGGAUGUGCUGUGUCAGCGCGGCGGCGUGUGCAAAAUCGUGGGCAUGAGCAGCGAGCAGCCCGUGGUGCAGGUCGGACGCUAUGUGUUCGCAGGGGAAUACGAGGACGCCCUGGGGACCUGCGUGAUCUUUGAAGAACAAGCCAAAGAUCUGACCAAAUCCGACUCCAGUCCGGGUCUCAGAUACAAGUGUCACACCAUGAAAAAACUGAUGCUCCAGAGGACUUUCCUGUCCGAGAGGAAGGAGGGAGAGGAGAGCACCGGGGGGAUCGAGGUCCUGUCUCUGAAUGAAGAUGAAAUGUGUGGCAGAUCCAGCACUGUGUGUCACUACGCCCUGGACCCUAAAGAGCUCCAGAGACUCGAUGCUGGAGAAGACAUGAGUGGGGAGUCAGACAGUGAAAAAGCAGAGACACAGGAGAGUUCAGCAAAAGAGGAAAGUGUCCUGGAAGAGACAAUAGAAGAUCACACAGAGUGACACCAACUGGACCUAAACUGUAAUCUUUUUUUUUUUUUUUGUAUAAAGGACACAUUAUGGUAAAUGAGAUCGUUACUAUCAAGAAUAUUUUUGUAAUAAAAAAUUAUUUAAAAUAACUACUGUAAUCACUGAACAUCAUGUCUUCAUGAUCAUUGUUAUAAUAAUAAACCUCAUUCCUUCUGAUA